CCCAGCCCCUCGGGCAUGGUUUGUGUGCUCUGUUACCGUUACCGUCACCGUGCCGCCAUCACCGCCGCGCCGCGCUUGGUUCGCUCCGACACGGGGGGGGCGGGGCGGGAGUGCGCCGUGAUUGACGCGUCUCGCGCGCUGCGUCCUGCCCCCCGCGCGCUGUGGUUGGCCCCGCAGUGCUUCCGGUUCCGGUCGGGCUAUGGCGGCGCCGCGCGCGCUCUGAGGGCUAUGGCGGCCCCGCACGCAGAGAAGCUGGAGGGAGCCGUUCCGGCCCCGCCGCCCCCGCCGGGGCCGCCGCACCCCGCGGGUAGCGCUGCUGCCGGCGGGCCCGGCCGGAAGCAGGGGAAGGCAGGGCUGCAGAUGAAGAGUCCCGAAAAGAAGAGGCGCAAAUCGAACACGCAGGGCCCUGCCUAUUCGCACCUCUCGGAGUUCGCCCCGCCRCCCACCCCCAUGGUGGACCACCUGGUGGCCUCCAAUCCUUUCGAGGAUGAUUUCGGGGCCCCUAAGGUGGGGGCGGCCCCSGCCCCCUUCCUGGGCAGCCCGGUCCCGUUCGGCGGUUUCCGCAUGCAGGGRGGGAUGUCACCGCAGGUGCCCCCUGGCUACGGCGGGGGACCGCAGCCCCUGCGGAGGCAGCCCCCGCCUUUCGCUCCCGGGCAGAUGGGCCCGGCCUUUAGCAUGCCCCCACAGAAUCCCAACUACGUGCAGCCGGGGGGCUUGACCUUCGCUGGGCAGCCCUUCAGCCAGCCUCUUGGACAGAACUUCAGCCCCCCUAUGGGGCAGCUCAUGCAGGGGCCUGUUGGGGGCUUCGGGCCCAUGAUGUCCCCCACUAUGGGGCAGCCCCCCCGGGGGGACAUGGGCGCCGGACCAGCCCUCAAUCCCCCCGGGGGGCCGGCAGUGGCUCAGCGCUUCAGUCAGCCCAGCAACCUCUUUGGACAAUCGCCCAUGCAGCGGCCCGGGCAGAACAUGCCACCCCUGCCCCCCACAGCCAGYCCGUUCCCUGGGGCCGAUCCCAGCUUCCCGGCUAGCGGCGAGGAAGGGGGCAAGAACCCUCCCCCCAGCACCUUUGCCCAGGAGCAGCACUCGGGCUCCCCUGCCACUGUCAAUGGGGCACAGCCCGGCUUUGCCCCCAACAGUGCUGGCCGCAGUGCCAGCACCCCUGAGACCAACAGCCUGCCACUGCCACCCCCUGGCAAGGCCACCAGCACCUCAGGGCACCAGCCACCACCGGGGCUCGUGUACCCCUGCGGSGCCUGUCGCAAUGAGGUGAACGACGACCAGGAUGCCAUCCUGUGCGAGGCCUCCUGCCAGAAGUGGUUCCACCGGGAGUGCACAGGGAUGACGGAGAAUGCCUACGGGCUGCUCACCACCGAGGCCUCUGCCGUCUGGGCCUGCGACUUCUGCCUCAAGACCAAGGAGAUCCAGUCGGUGUACAUCCGAGAGGGCAUGGGACAGCUGGUGACUGCCAACGACGGCUGAGCCGCCAUUCAACCAUCAUGUACAGCUUCCCCCACUGAUUUAGGACCAAACCCCCAUUUUUUGUAGCUGUCGCACCCCCACCAGCCAGAGAGGCACUGCCAUGCACUGGCUAUGACUGCUCACUGGGCAUUGCCUGCCACUGGGACCCACCAGGGGACCCAGGAUGAUGCUGGCCAUGCUAUCGCCAGCUCUUUUCUGUGAACAAGGCUCUGUUCCCAGCGCACCGGCUUUGGGUGGGUUGAGGUUUCCCGGUGCCUGCAGUGUUGCCCAGUUCGGUGACUGCCCUUGCAGGAGGGCUCCUGGGCUAUGCAGCGGGCCUGGCGCCCCCCUCCACSCCCCCUGCUCUGGUGCUCGGGAUGAUCCCGGUACUCCCACCCCAAGUCCGUCCGUUUUAGCCAAUCGUUAAUGGAAAGUUUUUGUACCGUCGUUAUAAAACUCUUAAACGCG
Molecule: messenger RNA, 1923 nt
Organism: Malurus melanocephalus (red-backed fairy wren)
Lineage: Eukaryota; Metazoa; Chordata; Aves; Passeriformes; Maluridae
Gene: PYGO2
Product: pygopus family PHD finger 2
Exons: 3
Coding region: 16-1476 (486 amino acids)
Biological process (GO): spermatid nucleus differentiation; kidney development
Source: RefSeq, a predicted model, not a curated record